Neurospora crassa OR74A is the source of this 1801-nucleotide messenger RNA. Its product is annotated as sorbitol utilization protein SOU2. Gene Ontology annotation, molecular function: oxidoreductase activity, acting on NAD(P)H, oxygen as acceptor. The transcript is spliced from 3 exons. NCBI's taxonomy places the organism in Eukaryota, Fungi, Ascomycota, Sordariomycetes, Sordariales, Sordariaceae. The coding region runs from base 783 to 1661 and encodes 292 amino acids. Gene Ontology annotation, cellular component: intracellular anatomical structure. The record is from RefSeq and is a predicted model, not a curated record.
CAAAAGCUUCGUAUCUUGGAUCCUUUCUGAUCAUCAAGCCUGACUCGCUGCUUGUUAUCCCGUGGCUCCACCGUAGAGGUGCAUAAACCUACCACCAACGAGAACUUAUCACCACCGUCUCGGUGAACUUCACCCGGAUAUGAACCGAAAACCCCUGAUCAUCAGAUAAACGUGCAACGACCGGACAGCGACCACGGGGCACACCACAACUCAGCAGCUCCACCGUUGUCAUCAUCCUGCAUGGGGUGCAGCUACGCGAGGGUCUCUUUCACCGGCUCACCCACGGGGCCCCUCACUUGUUGCUCCAAGCUCCCCCAGCUCCCCCACUGAAACUUCGUGUGAAGCUGGCGCCGAUAUUGGCACCCGGUGGAUAACAGCGAACCGGCUAUACAUUUACAUAACCAAACAUACAUGCUACAGGAAGGUUCCCCGUAACCGAACAUCUUUUGUAUGGUCCGAUGGGAGAGUUCGCUUCGUUCAGCCGGACUUUGCUGGUGUAGUCCUGGUGGAUCUCUCCAUCUCCAUGCUUGCAGCUUACGAGCUCCUGGGGGAAGAGUGGGGGAUCUGUUUAUAAUGGAGGACAACCCCUUCGGUGAUGGCACACUACUUGGCGCCUUCCCUCCUGUUGCUUUUGUUGUUGUAGUGACUUUCGACUUGAGCCAUUCUUAAAAUUGGCUAACCGAUACUUGUCUUGUCUGGCCCUGACCGCAGACUAUACUUAGGUACCAUCAAGCCGACUUCUUGAAGCGCUCACAUCAACAGAUUAUAACACAAACUCAACCAUGGCAGCCGAAAUGAAGGACGGAAGGUUCGCUCACGACAUCACUGUGGCUCCCCAGACAAAUAGUGUCAUGUCUCUUUUCUCGUUGAAGGGCAAGACUGCCAUUGUCACCGGAGCCGCAGCUGGCAUCGGCUACGGAGUUGCGGAGGCGUUUGCGGAAGCUGGCGCCAACGUGGCUAUCUGGUACAACAGCAACAAGAAGGCACUUGAUGCGGCCGCAGAUAUUGAGAAGAGGUACGGCGUGAAGUGCAAGGCAUACCAAGUCAACGUGACUUCUCUCGAAGCCGUCGAGUCCGCAGUCACCGAGAUCGUCAAGGAGUUCAACGGCCGUCUCGACAUUUUCGUCGCCAAUUCGGGAAUCCCCUGGACGGACGGGGCCGCGCUCGACGGCCCUCCCGAGUCGUAUAAGCGGGUCAUGGCCACCAACGUCGACGGCACGUUCUGGUGCGCCCAGGUGGCCGGGCGUCACUGGCGGAGGCAGAAGCAGGAGGGGACCACGAUGGACGGCAAGAAGCUCGAAGGGUUCACGUACGGCAGCUUCAUCGCGACAGCAAGCAUGAGUGGCCACAUUGCCAACAUCCCGCAGCUACAGGCAGUGUACAACGCUUCCAAGGCGGCUGUCAUUCAUCUGUGCAGGUCGCUGGCUGUGGAGUGGGUGGGCUUUGCGAGAGCGAACACCAUCUCGCCGGGGUAUAUCAGGACCGAUAUCUCGGAGUUCUGCUCGCCCGAGGUUAAGAAUGCUUGGAAGGACAAGAUUCCUAUGGGCCGCGAAGGGGAGGUCAACGAGUUGAAGGGCGCAUAUCUGUAUUUUGCGUCGGAUGCGUCCUCUUACACAACUGGCGCAGACCUUUUGGUUGAUGGCGGAUAUUGUGCCCCCUAAAGGCCCCAGAGGCGUUAGGUACCUCUAUGACUGCUAUAUGAAUAAUGACUUGGAUAGAUUAGCUCUAUGGAUAUUUUAAUACUCGUUGUCGGUAUCAGGCUAUCGCCAACAAGGCUGGCUUCCUGUACACGAUAUUUUGC